GGCCCCCCCCCCACCGCUUCGCCCCCGCCGCUAUAAAGUGAAGCGGCUGGCGUCGUGAAGCCAUCGUCGGUGGUUUUGUUUGUAGCGCUCGGACGUCGACGGGCACGACGGAGAGGCGCCAUGGAGCUGCCCGACCUGGGGAAGCACUGCAUGGAAGCGGCCUGCAAGCGUCUCGACUUCCUGCCGAUGCGCUGUGAUGCCUGCGAGCUCAUCUUCUGCAAGGACCACUUCUCCUACUCCCACCAUCGCUGUGCCUCUGCUUACCGCAAGGAUGUACAAGUGCCUGUGUGCCCGUUGUGUAACAAACCCGUCCCGGUGGGGAGGGGAGAGACUCCCGAUGUGAGGGUGGGGCAGCACAUGGACCAGGAGUGCCAGUCAACGCGAACCACCAAGAUCUACACCAACCGGUGCUCGCAAAAGGGCUGCGAACAGAAGGAGCUGGUGAAGGUGGUGUGCGACUCCUGUCAGAAUAACUUCUGUCUGAAGCACCGGCACCCAGCCGACCACGAGUGCAUAGCACGGCCAGGCGGCCUAUCCCGCGCUGGUACGGCAGCCGUUAUCAGGGCCGGCUCGAGUCAACGCAAAUCUGCCUCGAGCAAAGCAACUCCUACGCCAGGGAGAACGCACACCAGCCAACCCACCACACACGCCAGCCAGCCGCCCUUGCAUGCCAGCCAGCCCGCCGUGCAUGCUGGCAUCCCAAACCGAGGCCCUGCGAGGGACAGAGCUACACUGCCUGCUGCCACAGCACAAGCAAGCCUACAAGCUGGACUGACCGAAGAGGAAGCCCUGCAGUUGGCUUUACAAAUGUCACUGGCAGAGAAUACACCAGCCCCUCCACACAGCGAGGAUGAUGAAUUGGCUCGCGCUCUGCAAGCCAGCCGCCAGCAACAGGAGCUGGAGCAGCAGCAGCGGCAACAGGCAGCGGGAAGAUCUUCACGAGACAACAACUGUAGCCUGUGCUGAUUAACGACCCCGCAGGGAGCAGCUGCUGUUGGACUGUUGAAGGAUGCACAUCUGGAGAGCAACUUGACUUAUUUUUCAUUCGAUUCUUAAACCAUCUCGCACAAUAUUGGGUGACUUGUCUAAAUCUAGCAUUGAGUUAGGGCAGUGCAGCGGUAAUUCUCCAUUACUUAAGAAGUGCGGCAUGAUUUAUCUUUCUGUGUACUCUUCAGAGCGUUGACGUAACAUUUGAUAAACGCUCUUUGUAAACUGAACUGCCCCAUGCCACGUUAUGUGUUUUUUUUUUUUAGUAACGCGUUGCUCGAGGUUGUAUCCUGAAAUAGGAGGAAACCUGAGCUUCUUUGUCCAAGAUUUGGGCAAUGCCGAUGAUGGCUUAUUUUGAGCUGCUGUCGCUUGUCCGAGCGUUCGGCAGCGCUCUCGUUUCCAUCUCAGGGUUUGGACGGCGGCACCUCUCGUCAGCUCAGGGCUUGCUGCAGUAAAUGUUGUUCCAGAAAUCGAGGGGCACAUCCCUGGUUACACCAAUUGGACAUUGUUUGUAGAGACCGACAGUGUGCGCCAUCAUCAGCUGGGAUUUGCUAACUGCUGGAUGGAAGGCCUCUCCAAGCUAUUGGCGUUUCACACCGUCACGCGAUACAACAUCCAUCGCGUGCCUGCCCACAAGCUGCUUACAUUGAUUUAUCUCUACAAAUGGAGGUUGUCCACUUGGGCACUUUUGCUCCUUCAGCCAUCUUCCCGGUUCGAUUUAAAGAUUUCGUGACUGCAGGGAUUCAUAUUCUUGGUUCUUUCGGUAAAGUCACAUAGAAGGGAAAAAAUAAAACAAUAAAAUUCUCACGACGUUUCGAUUGCAACACAA
This is a messenger RNA of Lethenteron reissneri (Far Eastern brook lamprey), 1816 nucleotides long. Its product is annotated as AN1-type zinc finger protein 2A-like. Gene Ontology annotation, cellular component: endoplasmic reticulum; cytoplasm. The record is from RefSeq and is a predicted model, not a curated record. Gene Ontology annotation, molecular function: zinc ion binding. Gene Ontology annotation, biological process: proteasome-mediated ubiquitin-dependent protein catabolic process; protein targeting to ER. NCBI's taxonomy places the organism in Eukaryota, Metazoa, Chordata, Hyperoartia, Petromyzontiformes, Petromyzontidae.